GCUUGGAUUGUCAGUUCAAACGGGACAGUCAUAUUUAAUAAGUGGAUUAUUGACACUGCAGGAUUUGCUAUUCUUCUAACAGGCUGGCACCUUCUUUUCGCAUCCAUCAUAACACAAAUCCUUGCACACACCACCAAACUUCUCGACAGUCGACAUGACUUAUCCAUCAACCGUCGCUUCUACUUCCGUACUAUCAUCCCGAUCGGAAUUGUCUCCUCGGGUUCCCUCGUCUGCGCCAAUGUUGUCUACGAGUACUUGUCUGUGGCAUUCAUCCAGAUGCUCAAGGCCGGAUCACCUGCUGUCGUGCUCUUCGUGUCAUGGAUCUGGGCCGUGACUACACCCACCGUGGGUAUGGUUGUCAACAUCGCCGUCAUUGUUUCUGGAGUCGCGAUGGCUAGUGCGGGUGAGAUUGCCAUCUCAUGGACCGGAUUCGCUUAUCAGGCUGCCGGUUUGGUGUUUGAGGCUGUCAGAGUUGUGAUGCUGCAGGUCAUGCUGGGUGGUGAAGGUAUGGCCAUGGACCCUCUGGUCUGUCUUUACUAUACUGCCCCGGUUUGUGCUUUGGUCAACCUUACCAUGGCCCUUGCUAUUGAGCUGCCGCGUUUCCAAUUUGACACGGCGAUGAGCGUUAGCCCGCCAAUCCUGCUUGCCAAUGCUGCCGUCGGCUUUACUGUUAACUUUACUAGUAUGGUCUUGAUUGGCAAGACGUCUGGUCUGGUUACGACACUCACCGGCAUCUUUAAGAACAUCCUACUCAUCGCCUGCUCAACCGCCAUCUGGCGCACCGAAAUCACACCCAUACAAAUAUUCGGCUACAGCGUCAGUCUGAUGGGUCUGACCUACUACGCCCUCGGCGUCGACAAGUUGAUGGCAGCCUGGACAUCUUUGCAAUCCAGAGCUGCAGGUGGUUACACUCUGCUUAAGGAGCGCACUACCUCAUACAGACUUGUGGUUGGCCUUAGUAUUGGAAUCUUCCUUUGCUUUAUUACUGGCAUUCUGUUUUGGUGGCAGAGGGGUUUUGGAAUAGAAAUGUCCCUAUUUUCUAGUUCUGGCUAG
Fusarium vanettenii 77-13-4 is the source of this 1053-nucleotide messenger RNA. RefSeq lists its product as uncharacterized. The annotation marks the transcript as partial. The record is from RefSeq and is a predicted model, not a curated record. The transcript has 3 exons. Gene Ontology annotation, molecular function: antiporter activity. Gene Ontology annotation, cellular component: trans-Golgi network; endosome; Golgi apparatus. Lineage: Eukaryota; Fungi; Ascomycota; Sordariomycetes; Hypocreales; Nectriaceae.